CCGCCGGCAGGAUGAUGUGCGGCGCGCCCACCGCCGCGCGGCCCGCCACGGCCGAGACCCAGGCCAUCGCCGACCAGGUGAAGGCCCAGCUGGAAGAGAAGGAGAACAAGACGUUCCCCAUGUUCAAGGCCGUGGAGUUCAAGAGCCAGCUGGUCGCCGGGAGGAACUUCUUCAUCAAGGUCCAAGUGGGCGAGGAAGACUUCAUGCACCUUCGGGUCUUUCAGAGCCUCCCCCACGAAAACAAGCCCCUGUCCCUGUCCAGCUACCAGACCCGCAAGACCCGGCAGGAUGAGCUGUCCUACUUCUAGCCCCCCCCGCCACGUUCCCAUGCUCUGCCCGCUGCAAGGCCGUCCUGGUCACAGUUCCUUUUGGGCUUCCCUCCCCCUCAGUGAGCUCCAGAAUACAGUAGUUUCUUAACUCUUUACAAACUUGUUUU
Messenger RNA from Talpa occidentalis (Iberian mole), 436 nucleotides. RefSeq names its product cystatin B (gene CSTB). Gene Ontology annotation, cellular component: cytosol. Gene Ontology annotation, molecular function: cysteine-type endopeptidase inhibitor activity. Bases 12 to 308 code for a protein of 98 amino acids. Lineage: Eukaryota; Metazoa; Chordata; Mammalia; Eulipotyphla; Talpidae. The record is from RefSeq and is a predicted model, not a curated record. The transcript is spliced from 3 exons.